Puntigrus tetrazona (Sumatra barb) is the source of this 640-nucleotide messenger RNA. RefSeq names its product interleukin 13 (gene il13). The record is from RefSeq and is a predicted model, not a curated record. The coding region runs from base 69 to 524 and encodes 151 amino acids. The transcript is spliced from 4 exons. NCBI's taxonomy places the organism in Eukaryota, Metazoa, Chordata, Actinopteri, Cypriniformes, Cyprinidae.
CGCAGCGUUCUGUGGUGGUUUAAUCGGGUACCUCUGGCCUUCAAACGACCAAAGUCUCUGAGAAAACCAUGCAAACAGACAAAAUGAUGAAGGCUAUACUUCUGCUCACGUUCACUGUCUUGGUCUCCAGCAGUCCUGUGCAACCCGGUAAUACGGCACCCCUGAAACAGAGCUAUAGGAGGACUUUAUUGAAAGAGCUUAUUGAUGAGCUGGAUAAAGUACUGAAUUUCUCAAAGGACACUCAGGGAAACGUACCAAAUGUCUUCCUGACAGAACUGAAAGCCUGUGAGCAUAAGAGUUUCUGCCAGUACGAGGAAGAGCUGAUAAAGGAGGUCUCUGGAGUGUCUGGAGCCGAAUAUGACCCGUUCCGGACCGACAAGUUGCUAAUGAGGAAUUUGCACAUGUUUAACGAGCAUCACGUGAAAACCUGCAAGCGUGCUGAAGGCCCGGUUAAAAUUCAUCUGCAAGCUUUCUUGAAAGACCUCCUGCAUUGUGCCAAGAGGGAAUUUACCACUUCCAAGUAAAAUUAAUUUAUGAAAGAUCAAGUUUAUUUUUUGCCUUUUGCAGAGUAUUACUUUAUUUACGAUGUCUGUAGCCGUAUAUAAUAUUGUAACUGUAAUAAAUAUAAUUUUUCACUCGA